This is a messenger RNA of Pseudocercospora fijiensis CIRAD86, 2268 nucleotides long. RefSeq lists its product as uncharacterized. Gene Ontology annotation, molecular function: oxidoreductase activity. Bases 103 to 2016 code for a protein of 637 amino acids. The transcript has a single exon. The record is from RefSeq and is a predicted model, not a curated record. NCBI's taxonomy places the organism in Eukaryota, Fungi, Ascomycota, Dothideomycetes, Mycosphaerellales, Mycosphaerellaceae.
CUUCUGACAUACGUGCUUGCGUGCGACACCCCGACCCUCGUUUCUCUUUUCACCCUCUCACAAUCUUUGGCACGUUCUGUUCUUCCUCAUUUCUCCUUAGUCAUGAAGUUCUUUCCCUUUCUCUCCGCCGCCGCAAUUGCCUGCACUUCAGUUCUCGCACAUCCACUUCACCCUGACGAGCACAGCCAUGUAUUGGAAAAGCGCCAGCAAACCAACGUUCCCUUGCUCACUCCCAGCGGAUCUACAUACCCUCGAUUGGAAGUCAGGCAAUUGAAGGACACAAAGCCUAAUCAAUGGACUCUCCUCGUUCUUGCCAUGAACCAAUUCAUGACCUCGAGCGGACAGAGCAGCUACUUCGCCAUUUCCGGUAUCCAUGGCGUGCCCAGAGUCAACUACAACAACGUUGGCCAAUGUAGCUCUUGCGGUGGCGCUGAUGGAUACUGUGCACACGAUUCCGUUCACUUCCCUGCAUGGCACCGCGCAUAUCUCGCCUUGUUUGAGCAGGAACUUCUGAAGGUCGCUAUGAACAUUGCAAACCAAUAUCCAUCCAGCACCAGAGCGAGCAUGGUUGGCGCUGCGACUCAAUUACGUCUGCCAUACUGGGACUGGGCCGCAAAACCACCUUCAGGUCGACCAGUUCUUCCAUAUAUCGUCACCGAUGUUGAGGUCACCGUCAACGGACCCCAGGGCUCGACGACCAUCACGAACCCAUUCUUCCGAUACGACUUCAAGAGCACCGAACGAAGCCAAAUGUACUAUGCACCCUUCACCACCUGGACUCGCAGCUAUCGCUAUCCAACCAGCAAUAGCGCCAGUGCUACCAGUAACACGCAGGCCGCCGUCAAUGCCAUGACCCAGAAUCGUCAGAGUUUGCAGGAUCAAAUCUACCAGCUCUUCACCAACUGCAAGACUUACCUCUACUUCAGCAACGACGAUGCCGGCUCAUCCACAUCUGGCUGCUCUAACUCGAUCGAGGGCAUCCACAACACCAUUCACGUCCUUUCCGGCGGUCCAGGAACCAGCUCGGUCUCUGGUGGCCACAUGACUUACCUGCCAUCUGCAUCUUUCGAUCCAAUCUUCUGGCUUCACCACUGCAAUGUCGACAGAAUCUUCGCCAUGUGGCAGGCUCUCAACCCAAACCAAUAUGGAGCAUCUCAGGUCGCUCCACAUAGCACUUGGACCAUUGCUCAGGGAUCCACUCAGAAUGCACAAUCUCCUUUGACUCCAUUCAAGAAGGCUGACGGCAGCUUCUGGAACACGAACGACGUCCGAAGCACCACCAGCGCUUUCAAGUACACCUACCCAGAAUUCGCAAACAGCGAUGGCAGCGCCACUGCCAUCCGCGGAUAUGUCAACAGACUCUACGGACCCAGCGCCAGUGCCACGGCGGGCUCUUCCAAGCGUGAUGCCGAGCCACAGGACCCAUCUGUGGCCAGCGCCCUUGCAUCAGUAUCCAGCGCCGCCGCCCAAGUUGCCGAUAUCCUCCCCGGAAACCCACUCGCAGCAUCCAACGGCUCUCUCUACCAAUACGUCGCCAAUGUGCAGACUCCUCGGUACACUCUCAACGGAACCUACAACGUCCUUGUCUUCAACGGAAAGCCAGUCUCUGAAGACCCCUCGACCUGGACCACCGACAAGAACCUCAUUGGAACGAUGGGUGUCAUGUCGCAGCCAGGCAAGACCGAUCACAACACGAUCUGCUCCGGCUCCAUCCCGCUUACGCGCACCCUCCAAAACAUGGUCGGCGGCGGCAGCGGACUUCUUUCUAGCUUGGCAGAAAUUAUCGUUGCCCCAUAUCUCACCAAGAAUUUGGAAUGGCGCAUUGCCCAGGAUGGCAAGAGCAUCGACACCGGAUCUGUCGACGGUUUCGUGGUGUCUGUCGUCACAUCCAGCGCCCAACCUCCAUCCGAUCCCAACGAUUUCCCCGAGUACUCGCCUUUCAUCCCACUCGUGGACAUCACCAAGGGACAAUCUGGCGGAGCGAACUCCACCCAACAAGCGGUUCCUCAUCCGUGAUUGUAUCAGCUAGACAGAUAGCAAGCAGUAGCAGCACCGGGCCCAGGACGGGGGAAAAUUUGUAUAUAUGGUACGGCAUGACGUUUGAGGUGUGAAGCGGAGCAUCGUUAGGCGGCGUUGAUUCUACACUACUUUCUGUGUCGUGUACGAUUUCACGACGAGAGAUGGACAUAAUCCAGAGACUUAAUAAUACUAUCAUCAGAAAGUCGGAGACAGACAGUAGAACAUCUAAUCAUCAGCUCGUGCUUCUCA